AUGUCUUCUCACGCCUUUUCGGAUGUAGAGGGAAACAUAAGCCCCUAUAUCGACCGAGAUGAGAUCCAGUCAAGUCUCCUUAAUUGGCGAGCUCCGUGGGCAAUGAGUUGGAAAAUGGCAACGCAGUUUCCACAUUUCAAGUCCGGUUCAAGAGAUUUGAAAGAUAUAUCCAACAGAGAUGGUCCUCUCUUAAGCGUCUACGAAAAAGCGGCGCAAUGUAUUUUUCUUUGUCUGAGAAGUAACGAAGACUUCUAUGCUAUUCAAAUCCCGUGCAUGCGACCGGGGAAACGUCGGAUUAAAAGCAGACAAAUAGAAGAACAUGAUGGAGUUUUUCGAUGUAAAUCCGGUGGAGAAAUAUAUGAGCCGCCGAUUAUCAAAAAAGACGGAUUUGAGGACGACAGUGCUAUAUGGACUAGAAUGAAGCAGGUGUAUUUCAACGAGUCUGGUUCAUGGAAGCGAUGGCUCCCAUUCUACGGACCAACUGCAGUGCGAGAAGUUGAGUUUCAAUUUGUGGGGACAAAUAACGUGGCUAGACGCUUUCAGAUAUUCGAGUUGACGCACGUUAACGAGGAAAAGACCCGAGCGAAAGCUGAUCAGACAAUUGCUUCGGUACCGAACGAAGUUGACUAUGAAUAUGACAACGGCUGCAUGGGAUUCCAACACAGCACGAAAUGUCCGGCAUCGUUCGAUGGUGACAGCGAGUGCAUCUUAGAUAUGGCGGAUGAUGCUCUUCAUUUAAAAAGGAGGCUUGGUAUGCUUUUCCUCCUAAAAGAUUGCGCAAGGGAUCCGCGAAAGGCAAACGGGCUGAAUACCUUGGAGGGGAUGGCUCAAGAGGGCUGUAUAUAUGAUUUGACGAAAAUCAAUAUACCUCGGCGUCAACAACCAUAUACCCAUGCAGACAAGAUAAGGGGACUUGAGAUUACGAUGGGUUGGCAGUCUGAGCUCAUAGAUUUCAAUUUACCUCGCUUUAUUACGUGGACAUGGCUCUGUCUAGCUAUAAUCUGGUCUGCUGUGAUAAUAUGGGGAGGCGAAACAAAGGAUUGGAGUGGUGCCAUGGCUUUUGGACAACUUCUAGCGGCAUGUUUAUCAAUAAUUGCACUCCACGCUAGUAAAUGA
Messenger RNA from Penicillium manginii, 1116 nucleotides. RefSeq lists its product as uncharacterized. The record is from RefSeq and is a predicted model, not a curated record. The coding region runs from base 1 to 1116 and encodes 371 amino acids. The transcript is spliced from 4 exons. NCBI's taxonomy places the organism in Eukaryota, Fungi, Ascomycota, Eurotiomycetes, Eurotiales, Aspergillaceae.